AUGAAAAUAGGGAUUGAAAGUACUUCAGAACAUGAUUUGGACAUUUGUGGCCUUUCACUAUCCUAUUCAUAAACCAAGUUGCCAAAUUAAAGUAAUAAUUCUAAAGAGAAGACCCAAAAAAACGAGACUGUAUUUUUUCUAUAAACCUUAGACUGAUAAAAAAAUAUAAACAAUGAAAGACAGAGACGAUCUACAAGGUUCUGUAUCGUUGAAUGAUUUAAAUAUCCUGGGACUUAAGGAUUAUUACAUGGGAUCUAAUGAGAAUCGUUUGGAGGCAAAGUAAAAACUAAAUUAAGACAAUAAUGAAAGUCCAGGGAUGGAUUUUCAAUAAAACGAAUAGUUAAACACUAAAUUAGAUCAACUGGGUUUUAAGUUAAAUGAAGUGAUUGGCCACUAUCUCAAUGAGCUUACUAAUCAACCAAGAUUAUCCUUUGAUUCGUUCCCCUUGUAAAAUAGUGAAAUUUUAGAUGAAGAACAACAACAAUAGAUUAUAGAUUAUGAAUUGCAGGCAAUGAGAUAACGCAUAUAUAAAGUAAGACAUUAUGAAUAUUUUCCAUAGCAAAUUUUAGAUAAAAUAAAUCUUUCUGUUAUCCAAUCUGUGAGUUCUUUUGGUUCAUCUUGUUAACUAACUUCAUAAUCUAAUAUUAUUUAAGCACCCUUUUCUAAAGAACUGAUCAAUAGCACAACUCAUAUCUCAUAAAUAUCAUCAAUGUCACCGCAAAAGUCCUUAUCACAUUCCAUUUUUGAUUAACAGUAGCAAAUUCAUCAAAGCAUUAAUUGUGUACAACCAAAAACAAACAAAAAAAUUGAAGAUUCACCCUUUCAGAUGACUGAAAAAGAAAAAACUAAGGAGGAAUUGCAAAACAAACUAAAAAUUUCUUUAAGUUUAAAUUAAAAAUAACAAUAAGUCAAUAAUUAACUCAAAGAGGAACUUUCAAAAUUAGAGGUAUUUAUAUAAAACCUAUAUAUUAGAAAAGGAAUUCAAUUUCAGAUAAUAAUAAUGAAGACAGAGAUCAUAAUAAUUUAUUAAUAGAAAAUCAAAGAUUGAAAGAAGAAAAUCUAAAAUUAAUCGAGUUCAUUUAAAACAAGUUAUGCGAUUAAUGUAAAACACUUCCAACGAAUUUUUGA
Paramecium octaurelia is the source of this 1128-nucleotide messenger RNA. Lineage: Eukaryota; Ciliophora; Oligohymenophorea; Peniculida; Parameciidae. The record is from the annotation of a GenBank genome assembly.